UGUUUACCUGUUGUAAUUCGCGCUCAUUUUGAGUUUACUUCUAAUUUAUAUUUUUUAUUAUUUUAGUACUUAUUAUAAUUUACUUCAUAAUUGCCAAAUUGAAAAAAAACGAUUGUUCUCAAGUUCAAGAAAGAUGAGAAACGUUGAAAUAAAAGCGCGAGUUGACGACAUCAAAAGAAUUUGUGAACUUGCUGAAGAACUAAGCGGUGGAACAUUUAAGUUAAUAGAGCAAGAUGAUACUUUUUAUAAUGUGCCUAACGGUCGUCUAAAGUUAAGAAUAUAUGAAGACUCGUCUGCUACUUUGGUACGCUAUGAGAGAAAUGAUGAGGGUGGGCCUAAACUCAGCAAUUACGAUUUGUUAGAAUUCUCUUCAAAUGAAAAAGAAAAAUCUGUAAAGUUAGAUAAAAUGUUAAAACAAUGCUUGGGGGAGCGUGGUCGUGUUGUUAAAGAACGCAAACUAUACAUGGUUGGCCAGACACGAGUACAUAUAGAUACAGUUAAAGGUCUUGGAGACUUCAUGGAACUUGAAGUUGUUCUUAGACCGGAACAGACAUUGGAAGAAGGUCAGAAAAUUGCAGAAGAUUUGAAGACUAAACUUGAAGUUAAAGAUGAGCACCUUAUUGAAUGUGCUUAUAUGGAUUUGCUUGAAAAGAAGAGCCAUAAAACUUAGUUAUUUUAUAUAAAUUUUUACUUAUCCUUAUAAGGCAAUGCAUAAUUUGCUGUGAAACAUAAAUGUGCUGU
Molecule: messenger RNA, 741 nt
Organism: Pieris brassicae (large cabbage white)
Lineage: Eukaryota; Metazoa; Arthropoda; Insecta; Lepidoptera; Pieridae
Product: adenylate cyclase CyaB
Exons: 2
Coding region: 134-670 (178 amino acids)
Source: RefSeq, a predicted model, not a curated record